UCUAGAGGUCAGUAUGCACUCAUGAAAAAAAGAUGCUCAGUUUCCCACCCAUCACGUCGACACGCACACCAGUUUUUAAUUUGGCAGACCUCUGCUCUAAAUGUCUGCAAGUGCUGAGUUGGAAGGUGGGAAUACACCAACAAACGAUCAAAGAGACAUCACCGUUCAUCUACUUUCACGUUGGAAGUGAUUCUCACGCAUAUUUGAAGUGGAAUGGAGAACAAAAGAUUUGCGUCAUUUGGCUACGGCGUCGCUUUUCUUGUCCUUUUCAUCCACACCACCGAGGGAGACGUGAGCUACUCUAUCCCAGAGGAGAUGAAACGUGGAUCUGUGAUCGGGAAUAUCGCCAAGGAUUUAGGACUAAAUGUGGGCCAGUUGUCUGCUCGUAAAGCACGCAUUGAUCCCGAGGAAGACAACGUGCAGCACUGUGGAAUCAACCUCAACACGGGUGACUUGCUUGUUCAGGAAAGGAUCGACAGAGAGGGACUUUGCGGUAAAAAGACGUCGUGUGUUUUAAAACAAGAACUUGUCCUUGAAAACCCAUUCGAACUGCACCGUAUAAGCAUCCGUGUUCGAGAUAUCAAUGAUAAUUCACCGCAGUUUAAUGAAGAUCAGCUCAAAUUAGAAAUUCAAGAAUCGGCAGACAGGGGUGCUCGUUUUCUCCUCGGAGAAGCACAUGAUGGAGACAUUGGAGAAAAUUGUGUUCAAACCUAUACUUUACAGGAGAAUGAUCAUUUUACAUUAAAUUCAAAUACUAAACCAGGUGGAAGAAAGUACUGUGAAUUGAUCUUAGAUAAAGAAUUAGACAGAGAAAAUAAAAAAGCCAUCAUGCUUUUGUUGACCGCCUAUGAUGGCGGCUCUCCUCAGAGAUCCGGCACUGUCGUCAUCCACGUCACUGUGCUGGAUGCGAAUGAUAACGUACCAGUGUUUAGUCAGCCUGUCUAUAAAGCCAGUCUGCCUGAAAACUCUCCUCUUGACACUUUGGUGGUCACAGUGAGCGCAAGUGAUGCAGAUGAAGGAAUAAAUAGCGAAAUCUUAUAUGCAUUUGACCUUGCUUCUGAUGACAAUGUGAAUGUCUUUACGUUACAUCCCAAAACCGGAGAGGUGAGAGUGACGGGUGUUGUUGAUUACGAGAAGGUCUCAACUUAUGACAUGCAAAUAAGUGCUAAAGAUGGUCUUGGCUUAGUAUCGUAUUCAACAUUAAUCAUUGACCUUACUGAUGUAAAUGACAACGCUCCUGUAAUCAAUUUAAAGUCACUAUCUAACCCAAUAUCGGAGAAUGCGUCACCUGGUAUAGAGGUGGGCAUCAUUAAUGUGCAGGACAGAGACUCAGAGCAGAACGGGCAAGUCCGCUGCUCUAUUCAACAGAAUGUCCCCUUUAAAUUAGUUCCUUCUAUUAAAAACUAUUAUUCUUUAGUGACCACUGGUCAACUUGACCGUGAACUCCUGUCUGAUUACAACAUUACAAUCAGUGCCACUGACGAGGGCUCUCCUCCUCUAUCCUCCUCGAAAAGUAUUCACUUGUCUGUAGCGGACAUCAACGACAAUCCACCCGUGUUUGAGGAACAGUCCUACAGCUCAUAUGUGAGCGAAAACAACAAAGCUGGCUCCACUUUAUGCUCUGUUAGUGCACGAGACCCCGACUGGAGACAAAAUGGCACCGUGAUUUAUUCUCUGUUACCGUCUGAGGUGAACGGUGCCUCUGUGUCCUCCUUUGUGUCUGUUAACGGAGACACGGGGGUGAUCCACGCGGUCAGGUCGUUUGAUUACGAACACUUGAGGAGUUUUCAAAUCCACGUCAUGGCCCGAGACAACGGUUCUCCUCCACUGAGCAGCAACGUGAGCGUCAGCGUGUUCAUAUCGGACGUCAACGACAACUCUCCUCAGAUCUUGUACCCCGCCCUGGAGGGCAACUCCUUCAUGACCGAGCUGGUCCCCAAAGCUGCACACGGAGGCUCUGUGGUGUCCAAAGUGAUCGCGGUGGACGCCGACUCGGGACAGAACGCCUGGCUGUCCUAUCAUAUUGUCAAGUCCACAGACCCGGGACUCUUCACCAUUGGUCUCCACAGUGGCGAGAUCAGGACCCAGCGGGACAUUUCGGAGUCUGACAGCAUGAAGCAGAACCUGAUUGUGGCCGUGAAAGAUAACGGACAGCCCCCUCUCUCUGCCACCUGCUCCAUGUAUUUACUUAUUUCGGACAACUUGGCCGAGGUGCCGGAACUGAAGGACAUUUCUUAUGACGACAAGAAUUCCAAGCUGACCUCUUACCUGAUCAUUGCUCUGGUGUCCGUGUCCACCUUCUUCCUGACCUUCAUCAUCAUCGUCCUAGGUGUGAGGUUUUGUCGCAGGAGAAAGCCCAGACUGUUGUUUGAUGGAGCAGUCGCCAUCCCUGGCGCGUAUCUGCCUCCUAAUUACGCAGAUGUAGACGGCACAGGAACUUUACGCAGCACCUACAACUAUGACGCCUACUUGACAACAGGUUCCAGAACCAGUGACUUUAAGUUUGUGUCUUCCUACAAUGACAACACGCUGCCUGCUGACCAGACUCUGAGGAAAAGUCCCAGUGACUUUAUGGAUGAGCUGCAUGAUUCAUUUGACCCUUUGGAGUGGCUCAUUGGGGAUUUGUUGUCCGGAGAAAUGAAAAAGGAGGGAUUCUCGUUGUUGGAUCUAACGGCUUUGUUGGGCUUCUUUCUUUUGACGCUGCAAUCUGUGCACGGAGAUGUGGCUUACUCUAUUCCUGAGGAGAUGAAGCGCGGAUAUAUUGUUGGAAAUAUAGCCAAAGAUAUUGGAAUAGAAGUGGGCCAGCUGUCUGUUCGACGGGCUCGCAUUGAUGGAGACGGCAACAGCAAACGGUAUUUUGACAUGAAUUUGAACACUGGAGACGUUGUUGUUGCAGACAGGAUUGACCGAGAGGGGCUUUGUGCCAAAAGGCCAUCCUGCGUUUUGAAGCAGGAGCUUGUUUUGGAAGAGCCUUUAGAAUUGCAUCGGAUCAAUAUUCACGUUCAUGACAUUAAUGAUAAUUCACCUCAGUUCAAAAAGGACACCAUUCAUUUGGAGAUCCGUGAAUCUGCAGAUAAAGGGAGUCGCUACCGUUUAGACGAGGCCCACGACGCAGAUGUGGGGCAGAAUGCAAUCCAGAGUUAUGCCAUUGAAACAAAUCAACACUUUAAAUUAAACGUUGUCGCAAAAAGCGCCGGAGGGAAGUAUGGGGAGUUAGUAAUAGAAAAGGAGCUCGACAGAGAGCAAGAACAGGAGCUAACGAUUGUGCUUAUUGCAAAAGAUGGAGGCACACCUCAGAGAUCAGGGACAGUAGUCGUACACGUCAAUGUGCUGGACGCGAAUGAUAAUGCCCCAGUGUUCAGCCGAGCAAUUUAUAAAGCCAGUCUGCCUGAAAAUUCUCCUCCAGAUACAGUUGUGAUAAAUGUAAGUUCAACUGACGCUGAUGAGGGCGUCAAUAGUGCGGUAACAUAUGACUUUGAUCAUAUCUCUGAUGAAACGAAUAGUGCGUUUGCUCUUGACAAAGAAACUGGUGCAGUAAGUGUAAGUGGGUCCAUAGAUUAUGAGGAGGUGUCCUCUUAUGAAAUGCAAAUUACAGCCAAGGAUGGCCUAGGCUUGGCGUCAUCUUGUACAUUAAUCAUCGACAUAACAGAUGUGAAUGACAAUGCCCCGCUGGUGUUUGUUAAGUCCUUGAAAAAUCCCAUUCCAGAAAAUACUCCUACUGGAACAGAGGUGGGCAUCAUUAAUGUGCAGGACAGAGACUCUGAGGAGAAUGGACAGGUCCGCUGCUCCAUACAGCAAAAUGUACCCUUUAAGUUAGUUCCUUCUAUUAAAAACUAUUAUUCUCUGGUGACCACUGGACAACUUGACCGUGAACUCGUGUCUGAUUACAACAUUACAAUCAGUGCCACUGACGAGGGCUCCCCUCCUCUGUCCUCUUCAAAAAGUCUUCACUUGUCUGUAGCGGACAUCAAUGACAACCCACCCGUGUUUGAGGAACAGUCCUACAGCGCAUAUGUGAGUGAGAACAACAAAGCUGGCUCCACUUUAUGUUCUGUCAGUGCUCGAGACCCCGACUGGAGACAGAACGGCACCGUGAUUUAUUCUCUGUUACCGUCUGAGGUGAACGGUGCCUCUGUGUCCUCCUUUGUGUCUGUUAACGGAGACACGGGGGUGAUCCAUGCUGUCAGGUCGUUUGAUUACGAACACUUGAGAAGUUUUCAAGUCCACGUCAUGGCCCGAGACAACGGUUCUCCUCCGCUGAGCAGCAAUGUGAGCGUCAGCGUGUUCAUAUCGGACGUCAACGACAACUCUCCUCAGAUCUUGUAUCCCGCCCCGGAGGGCAACUCCUUCAUGACCGAGCUGGUCCCCAAAGCUGCACUCGGAGGCUCUGUGGUGUCCAAAGUGAUCGCGGUGGACGCCGACUCCGGACAGAACGCCUGGCUGUCCUAUCGUAUUGUCAAGUCCACAGACCCGGAACUCUUCACCAUUGGUCUCCACAGUGGCGAGAUCAGGACCCAGCGGGACAUUUCGGAGUCUGACAGCAUGAAACAGAACCUGAUUGUGGCCGUGAAAGAUAACGGACAGCCCCCUCUCUCUGCCACCUGCUCCAUGUAUUUACUUAUUUCGGACAACUUGGCCGAGGUGCCGGAACUGAAGGACAUUUCUUAUGACGACAAGAAUUCCAAGCUGACCUCUUACCUGAUCAUUGCUCUGGUGUCCGUGUCCACCUUUUUCCUGACCUUCAUCAUCAUCGUCCUGGGUGUGAGGUUUUGUCGCAGGAGAAAGCCCAGAAUGUUGUUUGAUGGAGCAGUUGCCAUCCCCGGGGCGUAUCUGCCUCCUAAUUAUGCAGAUGUUGACGGCACAGGAACUUUACGCAGCACCUACAACUAUGACGCCUACUUGACAACUGGUUCCAGAACCAGUGACUUUAAAUUUGUUUCGUCCUACAAUGACAACACGCUGCCUGCUGACCAGACUCUGAGGAAAAGUCCCAGUGACUUUGUUGAUGAGCUUCACGAUUCGUUUGACCCCUUGGAGGUUUUGAGUGAUCCAAGAGUAGUCAGUCUUUUGCUGGUUUCAGUUAGUUUGCUUUUUCUGGCUUCUGAUUUUUUUGCAUUAUUUCGUGUUUGUGUCAGAGAAUGGCGCAUUUACGACACAUCGUCCGAUGCCGCAGCUUUGCUUUUUUCUUUGUCCUGUUCGGAUAUGCACACGGAGACCUCAUAUUCGAUUCAAGAGGAAUUAAAACGCGGAUCUAUCAUUGGAAAUAUUGCCAAGGAUCUUGGAUUGGAGGUGGGCAAAUUUUCUGCUCGCAAAGCUCGUGUUGAUAUGGAAAAGAACAACAAACAGUAUUGCGGAAUAAACCUCCGGACGGGAGAUUUAAUGGUUGCUGAAAGAAUUGACCGCGAGGAGCAUUGCGGGGAGAAGCCUUCGUGUGUUCUGAAAUUCGACCUGCUGCUGGAAAAUCCUUUGGAAUUGCACCGGCUGUCUUUGCAAGUUCAGGAUGUGAAUGAUAAUGCUCCCGUUUUCCCCAAGGAUAUGAUAAAGCUGGAAAUACGAGAGUCCGCUGUAAAAGGAGCCAAAUAUCGCAUUAAUGCAGCGCACGAUUCGGAUAUAGGAACAAAUUCUGUUCAAAGCUACAUUUUGCAAGAAAAUGCCAAUUUUGUGUUUCGCAUUCAGACGACAAAUGGUGGUAGUAAAGACGGUGAGCUAAUUUUAGAUAAGGAAUUGGACAGAGAAGAGCAGCAGGAAAUGAAAUUAUUGCUGACGGCACUUGAUGGUGGUUCUCCUCAGAGAUCUGGGACUGUAGUCAUUCAUGUCAUCGUCCUUGAUGCGAAUGACAACGCCCCAGUUUUUACCCAGACUGUUUAUACAACCUCCGUGAAGGAAGACGCAGCCUUAAAAACCCCAGUUCUCACCGUGAGUGCAGCAGAUGCUGAUGAAGGAAUAAAUGGAGAAGUUACAUACGAGUUUAGCAGGUUGUCUGAGAAAGCAAAAAAGAUGUUCUCCCUUAAUCAGAAAACUGGAGAAAUUGUUGUAGGAGGUGAGAUAGAUUAUGAAGAUGGAUCAAAACAUGAAGUUUUUGUUGAAGCCAAAGACGGUUAUGGACUAUCUUCUAAGGCCAAGAUCAUUAUUCAUAUUACUGAUGUAAAUGACAAUGCCCCUGUGAUCAACAUAAAGUCACUGUCCAACCCAAUAUCUGAGAAUGUGUCACCUGGAACAGAGGUGGGCAUCAUUAAUGUGCAGGACAGAGACUCAGAGCAGAACGGGCAAGUCCGCUGCUCCAUUCAACAAAAUGUCCCCUUUAAAUUAGUCGCUUCCAUUAAAAACUAUUACUCUUUAGUGACCACUGGUCAACUUGACCGUGAACUUGUGUCUGAUUACAACAUUACAAUCAGUGCCAUUGAUGAGGGCUCUCCCCCUCUGUCCUCUUCAAUAAGUGUUCACUUGACUGUAGCAGACAUCAAUGACAAUCCACCAGUAUUUGAAGAACAGUCAUACAGCGCAUAUGUAAGUGAAAACAACAAAGCUGGCUCCACUUUAUGCUCUGUUAGUGCUCGAGACCCCGACUGGAGACAGAACGGCACCGUGAUUUAUUCUCUUUUACCUGCUGAGGUAAACGGUGCCCCGGUGUCCUCCUAUGUGUCUGUGAACGGAGACACGGGGGUGAUCCACGCGGUCAGGUCGUUUGAUUACGAACACUUGAGGAGUUUUCAAGUCCACGUCAUGGCCCGAGACAAUGGUUCUCCUCCGCUGAGCAGCAACGUGAGCGUCAGCGUGUUCAUAUCGGACGUGAACGACAACUCUCCUCAGAUCUUGUACCCCGCCCCGGAGGGCAACUCCUUCAUGACCGAGCUGGUCCCCAAAGCUGCGCACGGAGGCUCUGUGGUGUCCAAAGUGAUCGCGGUGGACGCCGACUCGGGACAGAACGCCUGGCUGUCCUAUCAUAUUGUCAAGUCCACAGACCCGGGACUCUUCACCAUUGGUCUCCACAGUGGCGAGAUCAGGACCCAGCGGGACAUUUCGGAGUCUGACAGCAUGAAACAGAACCUGAUUGUGGCCGUGAAAGAUAACGGACAGCCCCCUCUCUCUGCCACCUGCUCCAUGUAUUUACUGAUUUCGGACAACUUGGCCGAGGUGCCGGAACUGAAGGACAUUUCUUAUGACGACAAGAAUUCCAAGCUGACCUCUUACCUGAUCAUUGCGCUGGUGUCUGUGUCCACCUUCUUCCUGACCUUCAUCAUCAUCGUCCUGGGUGUGAGGUUUUGUCGCAGGAGAAAGCCAAGACUGUUGUUUGAUGGAGCAGUCGCCAUCCCUGGCGCGUAUCUGCCUCCUAAUUACGCAGAUGUUGACGGCACAGGAACUUUACGCAGCACCUACAACUAUGACGCCUACUUGACAACAGGCUCCAGAACCAGUGACUUUAAAUUUGUUUCGUCCUACAAUGACAACACGCUGCCUGCUGACCAGACUCUGAGGAAAAGUCCCAGUGACUUUGUUGAUGAGCUUCACGAUUCUUUCGACCCCCUUGAGACAGCAGAAGACAAAGGGAAAAAUACAAGUCUGAUCGAACGAGCUUCUGAUUCUUUUGCAGUUUUUUUGUGUUUGUGUCAGAGAAUGGCGCAUUUACGGCACAUCGUCCGAUGCCGCAGCUUUGCUUUUUUCUUUGUCCUGGUCGGAUAUGCACACGGAGACCUCAGCUAUUCGAUUCAAGAGGAGUUAAAACGCGGAGCUCUGAUUGGAAAUAUUGCCAAAGAUCUCGGUUUGGAGGUGGGCAAAUUGUCUGCCCGCAAAGCUCGUGUUGAUAUGGAAAAGAACAAUAAACAGUAUUGCGGAAUAAACCUCCGGACGGGAGAUUUAAUGGUUGCUGAAAGAAUUGACCGCGAGGAGCAUUGCGGAGAGAAGCCUUCGUGUGUUCUGAAAUUCGACCUGCUGCUGGAAAAUCCUUUGGAAUUGCACCGGCUGUCUUUGCAAGUUCAGGAUGUGAAUGAUAAUGCUCCCGUUUUCCCCAAGGAUAUGAUAAAGCUGGAAAUACGAGAGUCCGCUGAUAAAGGAGCCAAAUAUCGCAUUAAUGCAGCGCACGAUUCGGAUAUAGGAACAAAUUCUGUUCAAAGCUACAUUUUGCAAGAAAAUGCCAAUUUUGUGUUUCGCAUUCAAACAACAAAUGUUGGCAGUAAAUACGGCGAGCUGAUUUUAGAUAAGGAAUUGGACAGAGAAGAGCAGCAGGAAAUGAAAUUAUUGCUGACGGCACUUGAUGGUGGUUCUCCUCAGAGAUCUGGGACUGUAGUCAUUCAUGUCAUCGUCCUUGAUGCGAAUGACAACGCCCCAGUUUUUACCCAGACUGUUUAUACAACCUCAGUGAAGGAAGACGCAGCCUUAAAAACCCCAGUUCUCACCGUGAGUGCAGCAGAUGCUGAUGAAGGAAUAAAUGGAGAAGUUACAUACGAGUUUAGCAGGUUGUCUGAGAAAGCAAGAAAUAUGUUCUCCCUCAAUCAGAAAACUGGAGAAAUUGUUGUGGGAGGUAAGAUAGAUUAUGAAGAAGUGUCAAACCAUGACGUGUUGGUUGAAGCCAAAGACGGUUAUGGACUUUCUUCUGAGGCAAAAGUAAUAAUUAAUAUAAUUGAUGUAAAUGACAAUGCCCCUGUGAUCAACGUAAAGUCACUGUCCAACCUAAUAUCGGAGAAUGUGUCACCUGGUACAGAGGUGGGCAUCAUUAAUGUGCAGGACAGAGACUCUGAGGAGAAUGGACAGGUCCGCUGUUCCAUUCAACAAAAUGUCCCGUUUAAAUUAGUCGCUUCCAUUAAAAACUAUUAUUCUUUAGUGACCACUGGUCAACUUGACCGUGAACUCAUGUCUGAUUACAACAUUACAAUCAGUGCCACUGACGAGGGUUCUCCUCCUCUAUCCUCCUCGAAAAGUAUUCACUUGACCGUAGCGGACAUCAACGACAACCCACCCGUGUUUGAGGAACAGUCGUACAGCGCAUAUGUGAGUGAAAACAACAAAGCUGGCUCCACUUUAUGCUCUGUUAGUGCACGAGACCCUGACUGGAGACAAAAUGGCACCGUGAUUUAUUCUCUCUUACCGUCUGAGGUGAACGGUGCCUCUGUGUCCUCCUUUGUGUCUGUGAACGGAGACACGGGGGUGAUCCACGCGGUCAGGUCGUUUGAUUACGAACACUUGAGGAGUUUCCAAGUCCACGUCAUGGCCCGAGACAACGGUUCUCCUCCGCUGAGCAGCAACGUGAGCGUCAGCGUGUUCAUAUCGGACGUCAACGACAACUCUCCUCAGAUUCUGUACCCCGCCACGGAGGGCAACUCCUUCAUGACCGAGCUGGUCCCCAAAGCUGCACACGGAGGCUCUGUGGUGUCCAAAGUGAUCGCGGUGGACGCCGACUCGGGACAGAACGCCUGGCUGUCCUAUCAUAUUGUCAAGUCCACAGACCCGGGACUCUUCACCAUUGGUCUCCACAGUGGCGAGAUCAGGACCCAGCGGGACAUUUCGGAGUCUGACAGCAUGAAACAGAACCUGAUUGUGGCCGUGAAAGAUAACGGACAGCCCCCUCUCUCUGCCACCUGCUCCAUGUAUUUACUGAUUUCGGACAACUUGGCCGAGGUGCCGGAACUGAAGGACAUUUCUUAUGACGACAAGAAUUCCAAGCUGACCUCUUACCUGAUCAUUGCGCUGGUGUCUGUGUCCACCUUCUUCCUGACCUUCAUCAUCAUCGUCCUGGGUGUGAGGUUUUGUCGCAGGAGAAAGCCCAGACUGUUGUUUGAUGGAGCAGUCGCCAUCCCUGGCGCGUAUCUGCCUCCUAAUUACGCAGAUGUUGACGGCACAGGAACUUUACGCAGCACCUACAACUAUGACGCCUACUUGACAACAGGCUCCAGAACCAGUGACUUUAAGUUUGUUUCAUCCUACAAUGACAACACGCUGCCUGCUGAGCAAACUCUGAGGAAAAGUCCGAGUGACUUCGUGGAUGAGCUUCAUGAUUCAUUCGACCCACUUGAGUGGUGUUGGAAGCCGAGGGACGACCGAAAAGAUCAUAAGUGUAUUGGUUGUUUAUUUUUUGGAAGAGUAGUUUGUAGUUUUAUGACGAUGACUAUGAUUAUUUGUGGUGCAACGGAGAACAAAAGAUUUGCGCCGUUUGGCUACGGCCUCGUUUUUCUUUUCUUUUUCCUCCACACAAUCCAUGGAGAGGUGAGCUACUCUAUCGAAGAGGAGAUGAAACGUGGAUCUGUAAUCGGGAAUGUCGCCAAGGAUUUGGCACUUAAUGUGGGACAGUUAUCUGCUCGUAAAGCACGCAUUGAUCCCGAGGAUGACAACGUGCAGCUCUGCGGAAUCAACCUCAACACGGGUGAAUUGCUUGUUCAGGAAAGGAUCGACAGAGAGGGACUUUGCGGUAAAAAGGCAUCGUGUGUUUUAAAACAGGAACUUGUCCUUGAAAACCCAUUAGAACUGCACCGUGUUAAUAUCCGCGUUCAAGAUAUCAAUGAUAAUUCACCGCAGUUCAAUGAAGACCAGCUCAAAUUAGAAAUUCGAGAAUCAGCAGUUAAGGGUGCUCGUUUUCUUCUUAGAGAAGCACACGAUGGAGACAUCGGAGAAAACGCUGUUCAAAGCUAUGCUUUGCAGCAGAAUGAUCAUUUUAAAUUAAAUGUAAACACUAAAAUGGGAGGACGAAAGAACUGUGAAUUGAUCUUAGAAAAAGAAUUAGACAGAGAAAAUAAAAAAGACAUCAUGCUUUUGCUGACCGCCUAUGAUGGCGGCUCUCCUCGGCGAUCGGGCACAGUUGCCAUCCACGUCACUGUGCUGGAUGCGAAUGAUAACGCUCCAGUGUUUAGUCAGCCUGUCUAUAAAGCCAGUCUGCCUGAAAACUCUCCUCCUGACACUUUGGUGGUCACAGUGAGAGCAAGUGAUGCUGAUGAAGGAAUAAAUAGCGAAAUCUCAUAUGCGUUUGACCAUGCUUCUGAUGACAAUAUGAAUGUAUUUUCAUUACAUCCCAAAACGGGGGAAGUGAGAGUGACUGGUGUUGUUGAUUACGAGAAAGUAAAAUCACAUGAAAUGCAAAUAAGUGCUGCAGAUGGCCUAGGAUUAAUUUCGUAUUCCUCUUUAAUUAUUUAUGUGAUUGACACAAACGACAAUUACCCCGUCAUACAACUAAAAUCACUGUCAAACUCAAUGGCAGAAAAUGUGUCACCUGGUACAGAGGUGGGCCUCGUUAAUGUGCAGGACAGAGACUCCGAGCAGAACGGGCAAGUCCGUUGCUCAGUUCAACAAAAUUUACCCUUCAAAUUAGUUCCUUCUAUUAAAAACUAUUAUUCUCUGGUGACGACAGAACAUCUUGACCGUGAACUUGUUUCUGAUUACAACAUUACAAUCAGUGCCACUGACGAGGGCUCUCCUCCUUUGUCCUCCUCGAAAAGUGUUCUUUUGUCUGUAGCGGACAUCAAUGACAACCCGCCCGUGUUUGAGGAACAGUCCUACAGCGCAUAUGUGAGUGAAAACUACAAAGCUGGCUCCACUUUAUGCUCUGUCAGUGCUCGAGACCCCGACUGGAGACAGAACGGCACCGUGAUUUAUUCUCUUUUACCUGCUGAAGUGAACGGUGCCCCGGUGUCCUCCUUUGUGUCUGUGAACGGAGACACGGGGGUGAUCCAUGCUGUCAGGUCGUUUGAUUACGAACACUUGAGGAGUUUUCAAAUCCACGUCAUGGCCCGAGACAACGGUUCUCCUCCGCUGAGCAGCAACGUGAGCGUCAGCGUGUUCAUAUCGGACGUGAACGACAACUCUCCUCAGAUCUUGUACCCCGCCCCGGAGGGCAACUCCUUCAUGACCGAGCUGGUCCCCAAAGCUGCACACGGAGGCUCUGUGGUGUCCAAAGUGAUCGCGGUGGACGCCGACUCCGGACAGAACGCCUGGCUGUCCUAUCAUAUUGUCAAGUCCACAGACCCGGGACUCUUCACCAUUGGUCUCCACAGUGGAGAGAUCAGGACCCAGCGGGACAUUUCGGAGUCUGACAGCAUGAAGCAGAACCUGAUUGUGGCCGUGAAAGAUAACGGACAGCCCCCUCUCUCUGCCACCUGCUCCAUGUAUUUACUUAUUUCGGACAACUUGGCCGAGGUGCCGGAGCUGAAGGACAUUUCUUAUGACGACAAGAAUUCCAAGCUGACCUCUUACCUGAUCAUUGCGCUGGUGUCCGUGUCCACCUUCUUCCUGACGUUCAUCAUCAUCGUCCUGGGUGUGAGGUUUUGUCGCAGGAGAAAGCCCAGACUGUUGUUUGAUGGAGCAGUUGCCAUCCCCGGCGCGUAUCUGCCUCCUAAUUACGCAGAUGUAGACGGCACAGGAACUUUACGCAGCACCUACAACUAUGACGCCUACUUGACAACAGGUUCCAGAACCAGUGACUUUAAGUUUGUUUCGUCCUACAAUGACAACACACUGCCUGCUGACCAGACUCUGAGGAAAAGCCCAACAGACUUUGUGGAUGAGCUGCAUGAUUCAUUUGACCCUUUGGAGAUGUCAGUAUGCUCUCAUUCAAAAACGGUCUUGAAUUUCACACCCAUUUGCGUCGACACACAAGUCAGAUUUUAUUGUUGUGUAGCUCUGGUUGAGACGCCGGAAAACAAGACUUCUGUGGAAAAAUCUGUGGAUAUUCGGGAGAUCAUAUUCAUACUGUUGUUCAUCUUUUGGUUCAAUUUUCUUUGGAGUACAAUGGAGAACAAAAGAUUUGCGCCGUUUGCUUACGGCCUCGCUUUUCUUGUUUUUUUCAUCCGCACCAUCGAAGGAGACGUGAGCUACUCUAUCCCAGAGGAGAUGAAACGUGGAUCUGUAAUCGGGAAUGUCGCCAAGGAUUUGGCACUUAACGUGGGACAGUUAUCUGCUCGUAAAGCACGCAUUGAUCCCGAGGAUGACAACGUGCAGCUCUGCGGAAUCAACUUCAACACGGGUGAAUUGCUUGUUCAGGAAAGGAUCGACAGAGAGGGACUUUGCGGUAAAAAGGCAUCGUGUGUUUUAAAACAGGAACUUGUCCUUGAAAACCCAUUCGAACUGCACCGUAUAAGCAUCCGUGUUCUCGAUAUCAAUGACAAUUCACCGCAGUUUUAUGACGAUACACUCAAAUUUGAAAUACAAGAAUCAGCAGUGAAGGGUGCUCAUUUUCUUCUUGGAGAAGCGCAUGAUGGAGACAUCGGAGAAAACGCUGUUCAAAGCUAUGCUUUGCAGCAGAAUGAUCAUUUUAAAUUAAGUGUAAACACUAAAAUGGGAGGACGAAAGAACUGUGAAUUGAUCUUAGAAAAAGAAUUAGACAGAGAAAAUAAAAAAGACAUCAUGCUUUUGCUGACCGCCUAUGAUGGCGGCUCUCCUCAGAGAUCCGGCACUGUCGUCAUCCACGUCACUGUGCUGGAUGCGAAUGAUAACGCUCCAGUGUUUAGUCAGCCUGUCUAUAAAGCCAGUCUGCCUGAAAACUCUCCUCUUGACACUUUGGUGGUCACAGUGACCGCAAGUGAUGCAGAUGAAGGAAUAAAUAGCGAAAUCUCAUAUGCAUUUGACCAUAUUUCUGAUGACAAUAUGGAUGUAUUUUCAUUACAUCCCAAAACUGGGGAAGUGAGAGUGACUGGUGUUAUUGAUUAUGAGAAAAUGUCAUCUUAUGAAAUGCAAAUAAGUGCGAGAGAUGGCCUUGGCUUGGUGUCUUAUUCAACAUUAAUCAUUGACCUUACUGAUGUAAAUGACAACGCUCCUGUAAUCAAUUUAAAGUCACUAUCUAACCCAAUAUCGGAGAAUGCGUCACCUGGUAUAGAGGUUGGCAUCAUUAAUGUGCAGGACAGAGACUCAGAGCAGAACGGGCAAGUCCGCUGCUCCAUUCAACAGAAUGUACCCUUUAAAUUAGUUCCUUCUAUUAAAAAUUAUUAUUCUCUAGUGACCACUGGACAACUUGACCGUGAACUAGUUUCUGAUUACAACAUUACAAUCAGUGCCACUGACGAGGGCUCUCCUCCUCUAUCCUCCUCGAAAAGUAUUCACUUGUCUGUAGCGGACAUCAACGACAACCCACCAGUAUUUGAAGAACAGUCAUACAGCGCAUAUGUAAGUGAAAACAACAAAGCUGGCUCCACUUUAUGCUCUGUGAGUGCUCAAGACCCCGAUUGGAGACAGAACGGCACCGUGAUUUAUUCUCUGUUACCUGCUGAGGUGAACGGUGCCUCUGUGUCCUCCUUUGUGUCUGUUAACGGAGACACGGGGGUGAUCCAUGCUGUCAGGUCGUUUGAUUACGAACACUUGAGGAGUUUUCAAGUCCACGUCAUUGCCCGAGACAAUGGUUCUCCUCCGCUGAGCAGCAACGUGAGCGUCAGCGUGUUCAUAUCGGACAUCAACGACAACUCUCCUCAGAUUUUGUACCCCGCCCCGGAGGGCAACUCCUUCAUGACCGAGCUGGUCCCCAAAGCUGCACACGGAGGCUCUGUGGUGUCCAAAGUGAUCGCGGUGGACGCCGACUCGGGACAGAACGCCUGGCUGUCCUAUCGUAUUGUCAAGUCCACAGACCCGGGACUCUUCACCAUUGGUCUCCACAGUGGCGAGAUCAGGACGCAGCGGGACAUUUCGGAGUCUGACAGCAUGAAGCAGAACCUGAUUGUGGCCGUGAAAGAUAACGGACAGCCCCCUCUCUCUGCCACCUGCUCCAUGUAUUUACUUAUUUCGGACAACUUGGCCGAGGUGCCGGAACUGAAGGACAUUUCUUAUGACGACAAGAAUUCCAAGCUGACCUCUUACCUGAUCAUCGCUCUGGUGUCCGUGUCCACCUUUUUCUUGACCUUCAUCAUCAUCGUCCUGGGUGUGAGGUUUUGUCGCAGGAGAAAGCCCAGACUGCUGUUUGAUGGAGCUGUCGCCAUCCCCGGCGCGUAUCUGCCUCCUAAUUACGCAGAUGUAGACGGCACAGGAACUUUACGCAGCACCUACAAUUAUGACGCCUACUUGACAACAGGCUCCAGAACCAGUGACUUUAAGUUUGUUUCAUCCUACAAUGACAACACGCUGCCUGCUGAGCAAACUCUGAGGAAAAGUCCGAGUGACUUCGAUGAGAUGUUUUGCGAUGCUCAUGGGUCACCUGAGACAUUUGACCAUUAA
Molecule: messenger RNA, 15117 nt
Organism: Hippocampus zosterae (dwarf seahorse)
Lineage: Eukaryota; Metazoa; Chordata; Actinopteri; Syngnathiformes; Syngnathidae
Biological process (GO): homophilic cell-cell adhesion
Cellular component (GO): plasma membrane
Molecular function (GO): calcium ion binding
Source: RefSeq, a predicted model, not a curated record